CCCCCGUCCAUGCACUCCCGUUCGACUUCAGGGCUUUCUUGUGUGGAGGAGUGCGAGGACGUUCAGCUGUCCUCUGACUCCUCCUGCAAGGAUCCCACCCCUCAUGGUGAAGUGGUAUCGACCGAGGGGGAAGAAGUUGACACGGGAGGGGAGGGGAUCAUAGGCCUUGUUCAGGGAAGUCUUUCUCCUGUUCAAGGCCCGUUUGGGAAGGAUUACUUGGUUGAGUAUGGGGAGAUGGUAUCAACGGGCUGCGAAGCCCUGACAUUCUCCCAAUAUCAACCAUUCUCAAACAACCAAGUCGUCGAUGAGGAUGGGCUUGUUGCUCCAGUGGGGAAAUACAACCUUGAGGUGCAACAUUCUCCCCUACCUUUUUUCGGCGAGCGUGGAAAUAUGCUUGAUGGAAUCGUACAUUCUUCUGGCGAACAGACUCAGACGGCAAAAGGCGAUGCUUCUUCUCCAACAUCAUUUUGUCCUCGUUGUCCAUACGAUGACAUGACGCCAGAGUUGCAAGCGCUUUUCUCUUCAUCCCGAAGGACGUCUUCUCCCUUGGAUGCAUUUGUGAGAUCCGAUGACGAAGAGAGUGAGAGAGUGAAUUUUCCGGAUGAGGAACGGAUAGAGAAAGAAAAUCAGCGGACCAGGGAGAUCUCAACUUACGAUCCUGAGUCUCCUCCUCUUUCUUCUUUUCAGUCUGCUUCUCCUCUUCCUUUGUCAGCUCCUGAUGUCCAUGAGGCGGUCUCCUUGUCGUUCGAGGAACAUGUUUUCGAGUAUGUGAGCAGGAACGCGGGUGACGCGGUGACCAACCUGAAGAAAAAGUCUGUGAGGCGCAUCAUCGAGGUCAAGAAGCUGUUUGAAAGGCUCGUUCAAGAGAAAGUCAUUAAAUGCUCCGGCAUUGAUGCAAGUAUCUUCGGCUUUCAGGAGCUGCAAGUCUCUGAUCUAGCGCGCUUCGUUGAGGCAGCGACUUUGAUGGUGAAGAACAAUGAUGGCGGAUGCUGGCGCGGCAACGGUGUGACAAUCACGUACUGGGCUUGGCCUGUGUACGAUCUUCUGCGAAUGUGUGGCAUCGCCCCUGCUCGUCAUCAUUGCAGAAAAUCUGCGAAACCGUUCAAGGCUCGUUGUUUGAACUUCGAGUCAUGGAACUUCGACAUGUCCCGUUUGAAGAGCAACUGCCAUCGACUCAACAAAGGAUGAAUGGAUCGAUAUCCAGCAGUUUACAAGCAUACUUUCUACAGGCUCUUUCAUGAGUUUUGGUAAUCUUCUGUGCCUGGAUCGGCUUUGAUCAGGAAAAAAUACCAAAAAAAUGAUACAUAAGCUUUGAGAAAAUCCCCCAAACAAAUGGUAAGUAUGCGUCGGAUGGUGUGCGUGUGCAAUUCCGAUAGCUAAUAAUUAUAAUAAAUCAAAAAACAACCC
Molecule: messenger RNA, 1407 nt
Organism: Guillardia theta CCMP2712
Lineage: Eukaryota; Cryptophyceae; Pyrenomonadales; Geminigeraceae
Exons: 1
Coding region: 10-1188 (392 amino acids)
Source: RefSeq, a predicted model, not a curated record